AUGUCUUCUCCCAGAGCAUCAUCUCCCGUCAACGCGCCUGCAUCUGGCGCCAGCAUUGGCCGUCCGUCCUCGCCCACUCCCCCGGGCGGUGCCAGGACCGCCAUCCGCCGACGAGCCGCCGCCGACCAGAAGGAGAAGAUCGCCAAUGCCCGCCCCAGCAGCACGAGGGCCGCCGGCGCCGGUGGCAGCACCAGCACGAUGCUGCGCCUCUACACUGACGAGUCGCCCGGCCUCAAGGUUGACCCUGUCGUCGUCCUCGUUCUGUCUCUCGUCUUCAUUUUCAGCGUUGUCGCCUUACACAUCAUUGCCAAGAUCACCCGAAAGUUCUCCAGCUAG
Messenger RNA from Pestalotiopsis fici W106-1, 336 nucleotides. RefSeq names its product Protein transport protein Sec61 subunit beta. Gene Ontology annotation, biological process: intracellular protein transport. The record is from RefSeq and is a predicted model, not a curated record. The coding region runs from base 1 to 336 and encodes 111 amino acids. Gene Ontology annotation, cellular component: Sec61 translocon complex. The transcript has 3 exons. NCBI's taxonomy places the organism in Eukaryota, Fungi, Ascomycota, Sordariomycetes, Amphisphaeriales, Sporocadaceae.